Molecule: messenger RNA, 1410 nt
Organism: Durotheca rogersii
Lineage: Eukaryota; Fungi; Ascomycota; Sordariomycetes; Xylariales; Xylariaceae
Product: cell wall protein PhiA
Exons: 2
Coding region: 508-1068 (186 amino acids)
Source: RefSeq, a predicted model, not a curated record
GCCUUCUCUCUCUGUUCCUUCUCGCGAUCGCCAUCUACCAACAGCUAAUGGGGUGACAUCGUCAGCUCGCGCACCGGCACACGAUGUCGAUCAUCUCCCACCCAUAAUGGUACUGCGUACAUAACACCGUACCCACAAACCGGGGGCCCCUUCAAACCACGUCCCAGAGAGAUGCUUCAGCCGGCCCAAUCGGCUCUACGUCGAUGGGACCAGAGCAGUCUGACUCGUAUUCUCCGCCUCGUAUCAUCCCAAUGAUGCGUGGUGGGACAACUGAUGGCCAGCCGGAGCUCUUCGUAUGCCUCAGACAUCACCGACGGCACGAAGAUCCGCGGGAAGGCGGUUGCGUAUAAGAAGACCUCACAUCCCCCAUAGUUACCUACAGUCUUCUUUCUCGUCACCCCAGAGCUCAACUCACUCGCCUUUGCCAACAUCUUCAAACGCUUCCUCCUUCUCGCCUCACAUCAACCUUCGCCCAGGAACACCUGACAAGCCACCGCUACCGCCAUCAUGUUCAAGACUCUCGCUACCGCCGCACUCGUUUUCGGGGCCUCAGCCGUCGCGCAGACCGAGGGACCCCUCCCGGCCGAUGCUAAGUUCACGCUGAUGGCCCUGCGAUCCGCCAGCCCGGUUCACUUCUCUAGCGUUUCGGCCGCCAAGAGCGGCCUCUUCCUGCAGCUGCCCAACCAGGAGGCCAGCUGCGACGGCGAGGCCGCUACCCAGGCCACCUUUUACCUGAAGGACGGCGGGCUCUUCCUCUACGCCGCCUCGGCUACGCCCCAGCAGCUGUAUGCCGACCGCUCCGGAAUGGGUCAGGGCGUUAUCGGCUUCACCACGGGCGCACAGCCGACGCCAAAGAACGGCGAGAGGGGCACGUUCGCUCUGGAUGCCAACAACAACCUGAACUUCAACGGUGCCGCUUUCCUCGCCUGCCCCAACAGCAUCGACGGCGCUUGGAGCUUGUGGGUUUCGACCGGAGUGGCGGAGCCAGCUGGGAACAAGGACUGCCUUGGCGUCUCCCUUCGCGCUGUCGAGGCCGUCAACCCUAACGGCUGUGUCUACACCUCUUAGAUACUCAGCGACAACGGACAACGACAACGGACGACAACGAACGCUAGACCCAUAGGACCCGGACUCCAGUAACGUUCUAAUUACCUGUAGAUAGUUGAAAAGGAAAGCUCACCGCAAGCCGUCAAGCCAGCUAGUGGUUAAAUAUACUCAGCGCGAUUUCGCCGUGCUUUCAUCACACUUGUUUUUUUUAAUACCGCUUUGUGCACCAGAAGUGAAUCGACUACGCCAGGCGAGUUGGAAUACUAGGCCCCCGUCGCGAAUUCGGCGGACCGAUAAGCUGUAGAGUCUAGAAGUGAGUAAGCUACGGCACCAUAGACAGGUGAUGGCAAUGGUGUAUUGUUA